AUGUUUAACCACAGAGUCCUGCACACGACCAGAAGACCCUCUGGCCUCUCUUGGACAUCUGUGUCACCAGUCCAGUCCAGUUUAUUGUCAAAGUCCACCCACCCACCUCUGGACCAGGUCCACAGAAGACAGCACAUGAUUGCGUCACAGAGGGUGAACUCCGUCGACCUGUCGUGCUGCAGCCUGGAGGAGCUGCCCGCUCAGCUCUUUUACAGCCAGGACCUCACACACCUCAAUCUCAAAAACAACUUCAUUUCGCUGCACAAAGGAGUUCCAGCGCUCACCAGGUUUUGUAAACUGAGAAGCCUCAGUCUGUCGAAUAACGCUCUGUCAGACUUUCCUCUGGCCUUGUGUGACAUGUCCUCGCUUACGGAGCUAAACGUGUCUGGAAAUCGUCUCUCGUCGCUGCCCGCAGAAGUAGGAACCAUGCACAACCUGCAGACUCUCCUCCUGGAUGGUAACUGUCUGAGCUCUCUGCCCGUGGAGCUGAGCUCUCUGGAGGGCCUGACCUACCUCGGCUUGUCCUUCAACUGUUUCAGCUGCGUCCCCCCUGUCCUGGAGAAGCUCAGAGGCAUGGAGAGACUCUGUCUGGCAGGGAACCAGCUCUCCGUCCUGGAUAUAGCCGGACUGCAGUGGCUGCCUGCUCGCCACAUAGAUCUCAGGCUAAACCGGCUUCAAAAGGUGACAGUGGGAGAGUCAGAGCAGCUGGUCCACAUCGUCCAGCUGGACCUGAGGGACACUGGUUUACAGGAGCUGGAUGUCAGGCCUCUCUGUAGGCUGGAGCUCCUGCGCUGUGACAGAAACGCUCUCUCCCUCCUCAGAGUCAGCGGCCACGCCCUCAAGAGCCUGCACGCUGCACACAACGAGCUGAAGCUGCUGGAGCUGCAGCCGGUCCCAGAGAACCUGACUGUUCUGGAUUUGUCCUGGAACAAGCUGGGAUGUGUCCCUGAGUGGGUGUGUGAGAGCAGCAAACUGGAGGUGUUGGACAUCAACCAUAACUGUGUUACAGAGCUCUCCGUACAGCUGAUGUCCAGCGGGAGUCUGAGAAAGCUGCUGGCCGGCUGGAACGAAGUGUGUCGGCUGGCUGAGAGGCUGGAGAGUUCACAGCUCGAGGUCCUGGACCUCCAACACAACCAUCUGACUGAGCUCCCACACAACCUUUUCAUCAAAGCACAGAGCUUGCGGUACCUAAAUGUGUCGGCCAAUAAGCUGGAGAGCCUCCCAGCAGCCAGCCUAUCGGAGGACAGCUUCAGCAGCCUGGAAGAGCUCUAUGUGACCAAUAACAGCCUAACAGACAAGUGUGUCCCUCUGCUGACUGGACACGGACACCUCAGGGUGCUGCACCUCGCCUACAACCAGCUACAGACCUUCACCGCCAGUAAACUGGCACGCCUGGAGCAGCUGGAGGAGCUGGACCUGAGCGGCAACAGACUGCGGGCAGUGCCCACCACCAUCCUCAGCUGCCAGCGCAUGCACACACUCUCCGCCCACUCCAACUGCAUCAACGCGUUCCCAGAGGUGCUCCAGCUGCCUGAGAUCAAGUGUGUCGACCUGAGCUGCAACGAGCUGACCGAGGUGACUCUGCCAGAGACGCUCCCUCCGAAGCUUCAGGAGCUGGACCUCACAGGAAACCCUCGUCUCAACCUGGACCACAAGAGUCUGGAGCUCCUCAACAAUAUCAGAUGUUUCAGGGUGGAUCCGUCACCUUCAGCUCCGUGUGUGAAUGAGAGCCACGGGGCCCCCGCAGUCUGGAGCCACGGCUACACAGAGGCCUCUGGAGUCAAAAACAAGCUGUGUGUGGCUGCUCUGGCUCUGGACAGCUUCUGCCGGAUUCCAGAAGCCCUGUACGGAGUUUUUGACGGAGACAGGAACGUCGAGGUGCCUUACCUGCUGCAGUGCACCAUGGGAGAUGUGCUGGCAGAGGAGCUGCACAGGGGCCAGAGGCAGGAAGACUACAUGACCAACACUUUCCUCACCAUGCAAAG
Molecule: messenger RNA, 1985 nt
Organism: Morone saxatilis (striped sea-bass)
Lineage: Eukaryota; Metazoa; Chordata; Actinopteri; Moronidae
Product: PH domain leucine-rich repeat-containing protein phosphatase 1-like
Molecular function (GO): protein binding
Source: RefSeq, a predicted model, not a curated record